CGCGUGCUCCCGCCCCUCGCCGCCGCUCGCUCGCUCGCCGGCCGGCGGCCUCGGCUGGGCCCCCUCCCUCGGCUCCGGUGCGCGGCGGCCGACGACCCGCGCGGCCUGGGCCUCGGCCCGCGCCACCGGCGCCCGCGCGGAGCGGCCCGGGGGCCCUCACGCAGGCCCAUGGCGGCGGCCGCGGCGGCGCUCUCGGGCGCGGGCACGCCACCCGCGGGCGGCGGGCCCGGGGGCGGCGGGUCCCCGCCGGGCGGCUGGGCCGUGGCGCGCCUGGAGGGCCGCGAGUUCGAGUAUCUGAUGAAGAAGCGCUCGGUGACCAUCGGCCGCAACUCGUCGCAGGGCUCGGUGGACGUGAGCAUGGGCCACUCGAGCUUCAUCUCCCGGCGCCACCUCGAGAUCUUCACGCCCCCGGGCGGCAGCGGCGGCGGCGGCCAUGGCGGGGCCGCUCCGGAGCCGCCGCCCGCGCAGCCCAGGCCCGACGCCGGCGGCGACUUCUACCUGCGCUGCCUGGGCAAGAACGGCGUGUUCGUGGACGGCGUGUUCCAGAGGCGCGGGGCGCCGCCGCUGCAGCUGCCGCGCGUGUGUACAUUCAGGUUCCCGAGCACAAACAUCAAGAUAACGUUCACUGCCCUGUCCAGCGAGAAGAGGGAGAAGCAAGAGGCGUCAGAGUCUCCGGUGAAGGCCGUGCAGCCGCACAUCUCACCCCUGACCAUCAACAUUCCAGACACCAUGGCCCAUCUCAUCAGCCCUCUGCCCUCCCCUACAGGAACCAUCAGCGCUGCAAACUCCUGCCCCUCCAGCCCCCGGGGAGCGGGGUCUUCAGGGUACAAGGUGGGCCGAGUGAUGCCAUCUGACCUCAAUUUAAUGGCUGACAACUCACAGCCUGAAAAUGAAAAGGAAGCUUCAGGUGGAGACAGCCCGAAGGAUGAUUCAAAGCCACCCUACUCGUAUGCACAACUAAUAGUACAAGCAAUUACAAUGGCGCCCGACAAACAGCUCACCCUGAAUGGGAUUUAUACACACAUCACUAAAAAUUAUCCCUACUAUAGGACAGCGGACAAGGGCUGGCAGAAUUCAAUUCGCCACAAUCUCUCUCUGAAUCGUUAUUUCAUCAAAGUACCGCGUUCCCAGGAAGAACCAGGCAAAGGCUCAUUCUGGAGGAUAGAUCCCGCCUCUGAAAGCAAAUUAAUAGAACAGGCUUUUAGGAAAAGACGGCCUAGGGGCGUGCCUUGCUUUAGAACCCCUCUGGGACCGCUCUCUUCUAGGAGUGCCCCAGCCUCUCCCAAUCACGCUGGAGUGCUGUCUGCUCACUCUAGUGGCGCCCAGACCCCUGAGAGCCUGUCGAGGGAAGGUUCGCCGGCCCCCCUGGAGCCUGAGCCUGGCACCGCGCAGCCCAAACUCGCUGUCAUCCAGGAAGCCCGAUUUGCCCAGAGCGCACCAGGGUCACCUCUGUCCAGUCAGCCAGUCUUAAUCACCGUCCAGCGGCAGCUACCGCAGGCCCUCAAGCCUGUCACCUACACUGUAGCCACCCCGGUGACCACCUCGGCCGCCCAGCCACCCGUCGUGCAGACGGUUCACGUCGUCCACCAGAUACCAGCAGUGUCGGUUGCCAGCGUGGCCGGGCUGGCCCCAGCGAGCACGUACACUGUCUCUGGACAAGCCGUGGUCGCCCCUGCAGCUGUGCUGGCCCCUCCCAAGGCAGAGCCCCAGGAGAACGGAGAUCACAGGGAAGUCAAAGUGAAAGUGGAGCCUAUUCCCACCAUUGGCCAUGCCACGCUAGGCACUGCUAGCCGGAUCAUCCAGACGGCACAGACCACCCCGGUCCAGACGGUGACCAUAGUACAACAGGCACCUCUAGGUCAACACCAGCUGCCGAUAAAAACUGUAACGCAAAACGGCGCUCACGUGACGUCUGUCCCCACUGCGGCCCACGGCCAGGUGAACAAUGCAGUGGCGAGUCCUUUGCACAUGUUAGCGACGCAUGCGUCUGCAUCAGCCUCCCUGCCCACAAAGCGCCAGAACGGCGACCAGCUGGAGCAGCCGGAGCUGAAGCGGAUCAAGACCGAAGACGGCGAGAGCAUUGUCAUUGCCCUGAGUGUGGACACGCCACCGGCAGCCGUAAGGGAAAAGGGUGUCCAGAACUAGUGACCGGGAGCUUUUCUUCAACAGUAUCGACUUUGUGGUGCCAAAAGGAGACAUCGCCUCCCGCCAGCUCUCGGUGGGUGCAGGGCCCUGUGGUUGGACUUCACCUCUCAGCACUGAAAACACAAAACCCAGGUGGCCUUAAAACUCCUUAAUUUAGACAGAAGUCACACUUGAACAAAAACCACACACAACAAAACCUGAUUUUGGAGACAGUGUCUCCCCCACUGAGCACCUGCUGGGCCGUUGCCUUUAGGCUCAUCUUUUACCUACGAGUGAAACUCUCGGUCCUCCCAGGAGGACCAGGCAUCGCAUGUGGGGACGGCGCAGUCAGUCCUAGGUCCUCGGGACGUGGGGGGAGCCCUCCCCACCGCCCUCACAGGACCCACCAGGCAGCGGGGACCAGACGGUGUUCUGUUGCUCACAUGUGGAGUUAGAGUAUUUUGAGGUGUACUUUCUUUACAGAAUCAUGGGGUCUUGGGCAUUUCACAUCACUCCAUUUCUACUCAGACUUCUGGAAUCACACAGGACCUUUCAGUGGAUUUCAUUUGGGGAAAUGACACAACGUAGCUUUUUGUUUUCAGCCUAUGGAAUGAUUUCCUUUUGUCUGUCUUGUUAAAGUUCAGAUGAAGCUACUCUGUGGCAGCUGCGCGUUUCCAUGUUACAGCAGCUGCCUGAUGAAUUUCAUCCACCUCCGUUUCAGCAUGUGGCUCCCGUGGACAGGUGGACGGACGCUGUGGCCACGUGGAACCCUGAGAGCCCAGGGACAAGCUGGUGCUGGGAAGGAGCUGCCGGGACUCGCCUAGCUGCACUUAACUGUUCCCUUUUGGCCAUUUUUUGUUGUUUCUUUGUGUUGACUUUGUCCCUGGCAAAAUUUUCCACUCUGAGUAAAACAAGUCUCCUGAGUAUUGUGUAUGUUUAAAACGACAGAACCAUUACUUCAUUUGAAAAAAAAGAUUCAGUCUUUUAUCACAGGCCCUUUUGAAACUCAGAUCCCAGGUCUCUCGUGGUAUGUUUGUAUUUUGGGUGUCCUCCCAGCUCUAGGCGCCCUCCAGCCCAUCCACGGCGGAGCAGCGGCCGAGCGCGCCCUGCAGGGGACGUCUGGGCAUUUCCUGAUUUUCGGCAGAAAACGUCCUGACCUUUCAGAACUGAAGCCAGUCCUGAGGCUGACUCCUCUACAGAAGACAGAGAGAGAGGAGGGGGUGAGGGAAGGAGUGGGAGGCCCCGCGCCCCUCGCCCGGCUCCCCUUUCCCGAGUGAGCGAGGGUGCCGUGCCAGCCGAGGGCCGAGCAGUGCGCUUGGAGCAAGGGCGGCAGCCUGGUGCGAGAUUUUUAUUGUCAUCAUCGUAACGUUAUUUAUUUAAAUGUAGUUAUUUUGGUAUUUAAUUUUUUUUAGAGAGGAAAACCGUAUUUUCCUGGUGGGAUGAAAUGGCUCAGAAUGGUAUAUUUAGGCAAUUUAAAAACUAUUAUUUACAUAAAGACCAAAUAUGAUGAAUCUGUUGGGUGAAUUGUGUGUGGCCCUCAGCAUGGGGCUGUGGCAGCGUCACUGUCGUGACGCAUGUUGAAUGAAAUUACUGCACACUAGCUGGAUUAUAACUCGGCCGUUUCAGAAAUAAAGACGAAAGCAUCACGUGACUGAGACCGUGUGUGUGAGCGCAGCAGCCUACAGCGUGUGGAGGGCGCGACCCUUGGUGCAGCCGUCUGCAUCUUCCAAGCACUUUACAGAUACCUUGGAAUGUAUAUUUUUGUCGUCUUACUCAGAGGUUUGCACUUUGUAAGAGAAUUAGGAUUCUGCUGUGUCCUGUGUGGGGUCAGGUCCCUCCACAGAGGGUCUAGCUCUUGGUCACAGCUGUGGGGUUCUCUGACAGGAGACCCGCUCUCGAGCAAGGUCACCCAGUGGGAGCGUGGCUUGGACACCACGCGGAUGCGUCGUAUGUUCUGCUGGGGACGUUUUUAUGCAGCUGUGUGUGGAGUCAGGUGGAUUUUCCCUGUGUAAGCUCGGUCCGGGAACGGGUGACUUCUGAUCCUGGAACGUGGACUUUGUAGGUCUGGAUCUGGAUCUGUUGGGAUCACAGGUAAGGAAAAUGCCCAAGUCUAAAUGUUAAAGAAGUUUUCUUUUUUGCUGUAGGCAGCAUUCUGCAUCUGGAACGCAGGCUCAAGUGUGCCUCUCGCGGAUGGGGGGCCUGUGCGCUCCCCUCUCCUCACUGCCACGUUCGCAUGGCGUUUUCAUGGGUACGUAGGAUUUAAGAUCAAGGCGAGAAAGACUAGGUUAGCAGACUCCCACACCCAGGUCUUCUUGCCAGUCUUUGAGGCACUUUUACACUUUGGGCUCUGAUCCCCCAGGAACUUGAGCACAGCAAGGGUCGCUGAGCUGCUGUCGCCGCAGGCCUGGCUCCAGCCCCCGGUGCUGGGGCUGCAGCACCUCAGCUGCGUCGCAGUGAACUCCCAGCUCUCCACUGUGUUCCUCCGUGUCUUGUUUUCAGGAAGUCUCUGCUUUGACCUUUGCCAAACUUCUGAGCUCCUCAGGGACUAGACUGAAUUUCAGUAGCUUUGCCCUGAACCAAACGAGAAACCAACGGGGACUCACGUGUGGCCCGCGGUACGUGGUGCGCUGGGUGCACGUGGCAGGAUCCCUGGCCUGCCCUCUUCUCCCUGCAGUGGAGGGCGCCUGUGGACAGCUGGUCUCCUUCAGUCUCCUGCCCACUCCGUCAUUGUCCUCCGCUGGAAUAACAGAGUAGUUGGUAGUCGUGGCCAGAAGCGGGGAGGGGGCAGUGUCAGGACUUGGGAUUUCUGUGCUCUGUGACACAAGGAGAUGAGUGACUGACAAUCUUCAGGUCCUAACUCCACUAUUCCGGAAGGCAUAGUGGUGAUUUGUGUGCAAAGGUUUGAAAUUUUAAAAAAGUACCAAGUUCCUGAAAUUCAAUAAAAUAUUUUUAUUAAUUUUAA
Messenger RNA from Cebus imitator (Panamanian white-faced capuchin), 5086 nucleotides. It is a transcript of the gene FOXK2, whose product is annotated as forkhead box K2. Lineage: Eukaryota; Metazoa; Chordata; Mammalia; Primates; Cebidae. The transcript has 9 exons. The record is from RefSeq and is a predicted model, not a curated record. Gene Ontology annotation, biological process: regulation of transcription by RNA polymerase II. The coding region runs from base 169 to 2145 and encodes 658 amino acids. Gene Ontology annotation, molecular function: DNA-binding transcription factor activity, RNA polymerase II-specific; RNA polymerase II cis-regulatory region sequence-specific DNA binding; protein binding.